This is a messenger RNA of Electrophorus electricus (electric eel), 1560 nucleotides long. It is a transcript of the gene ctsk, whose product is annotated as cathepsin K. Lineage: Eukaryota; Metazoa; Chordata; Actinopteri; Gymnotiformes; Gymnotidae. The record is from RefSeq and is a predicted model, not a curated record. Gene Ontology annotation, biological process: proteolysis. Gene Ontology annotation, molecular function: cysteine-type peptidase activity.
GCAGUAAACUCGUGAAAAGCAGCCUACCUUUUUUAAGUUUGAAAACUGGGAGGCUUCCUCAAAACGUUACUACAUAAAGCAGCUGUGUAGUAAUCCAGUUUCAAGUCGACAUCGAACAUUUCCAGUGUGCGUAUUUUAGGAUUUCCCGAAUCUCAGUGAUGCAUGUGUGUGGGGGAGUGUUCUUGCUUAUGUUGGGCUCUGCAGUAACCCACACCCUGGAUUCUGCGUCUCUGGACUCGGCAUGGGAAAGCUGGAAAACCACUCACAUGAGAGAAUACAAUGGCCAGGGUGAGGAUGCCGUUCGCCGCACUAUCUGGGAGAAGAAUAUGCAGAUCAUUGAGAGCCAUAAUCAGGAAUAUGAGCUAGGCAUUCACACUUAUGAGUUAGGCAUGAAUCAAUUUGGAGACAUGACCGUGGAGGAGAUGGCUGAGAAAUUGAUGGGACUACAGAUGCCUAUGGAAAAUGAUCCCAUGAACACUUAUGUUCCUGGCUCACUGGAGAAGCUACCUAAAUCUAUUGAUUACCGCAAACUUGGCUAUGUUACCCCUGUAAGGAACCAGGGCUCAUGUGGUUCCUGCUGGGCCUUCAGCUCUGUUGGUGCUUUAGAGGGUCAGCUGAUGAAGACCACAGGUCAACUGGUAGAGCUCAGUCCUCAGAACCUGGUGGACUGUGUGACUGAAAACGACGGCUGUGGUGGUGGAUACAUGACAAACGCUUUUAACUACGUCAGGAACAACAGAGGCAUUGACUCUGAGGAAUCUUAUCCAUAUGUGGGAAUGGACCAACAGUGUGCUUACAAUAAAUCUGGGAAAGCAGCAGAGUGCCGGGGUUUUAAGGAAGUACAAAAAGGCAGCGAGAAAGCGCUAAUGUCUGCCAUAGCUAAAGUCGGCCCAGUUUCUGUAGGCAUUGAUGCCAUGCAGUCAACUUUCCAGUUUUACAAGAGUGGUGUUUACUAUGACCCCAACUGCGACAAGGAAAACAUCAACCAUGCAGUGCUUGCAGUGGGCUAUGGUGUCACACCUAAGGGAAAAAAGUACUGGAUUGUCAAAAACAGCUGGGGUGAGGAGUGGGGAAAGAAGGGUUACGUCUUGAUGGCUCGUAACCGUAACAACGCAUGUGGUAUUGCCAACCUUGCCAGUUUCCCAGUCAUGUGAGACUCAUGUGAGACUUUAUGAUAACAUCAUUCUUGUUAAAAGGAACAUGAGAAACACAAGAACCAAAACCACACUAACACUAAAACUUGAGGGAUAGGAUAACCUUUCUUGCUUUACAACAGUUUCUGGUUAUGAGUACAUAAGAUUACAUUCAAUUAAAAUAAUAUUUGUUAAAUUCCCUGAUCAAUUAAUAAAAGUAAAAAUAUAAACUCUGUGUCUGGCGUGGACUGUGUACCUAUUUACAUUUAAAUGCUUACUGCAAUAUGUAAAUGUUGACAUUGUUUUACUCUUGGCUGUAUAAUUAUGUACACUUCUCUGUGCAUAAAUACAUUCCUCUGGUAGGAAUUUAACAUGUAAGAUUUUGUCAUGUUAAGGAAAUAAAACGUUUUGACAAAAUAAAGCUAAA